UAUUGCCAUUUUAAUACUACCCUAUCCACUCAAAUCCAAACUCUAACACGGGUCAUAUUUCUUUCUUCGACUUGCAUCGCGGCGACUUUUGAACAGAUCGACACAAGCCCGGAGUGGAUAAGCAUUCCUCAACUCUUAUACUCUGCACUGCAGCAGGCCUUUGCUAGUCAAGUAACCGGGAGGGCACGCAAAGAGCAACUUGGAUGCCCCCCCAGCUUUCUUCCGCCCAGGCUAAUUACACAGCCAGAAUUUGGUCAAGCCCGGCAUAUCAACGCUUUCGGGCCAUUUCCUCCUACCCCGCUGGUGACUCGUACUAUCAACCGAUUUAAUUUGUAUCACCAACACAAAGAGCAACUCUCACCACACAUAGAGUGUCGUGCUCUAGCUAUGCAGGAACUAGAAUCAGCAGCAGAACUGUUCGAUCAUCUGAUAGACACCUGCCAAUUGGAGCUAGUUAGCUUCGAAGCUUCAGACGAAGUGGACCCCAGCCUCUUACUGCUCGCAAUGACGCCUGUGGACGCGAUUGUUCGCUUCAGGAGGCAGGCGCGCAAAUUCGCUGUUGUUAAUGUUAUCUCUUACACCAUGCAGCAAGAAAUUGCCUACACCCGACAUAAACCUUAUAUGAAGCGACUCCUGGAGGAUUGUGAGCAUAACAACCCAAAGAAGAGGCCUCAAAAUCCUUACAUCGACCCAAAGUACACUUAUGCCCGCUUGCCGCCAGUCUACGAUUUGCAUAAGUAG
Molecule: messenger RNA, 741 nt
Organism: Protopolystoma xenopodis
Lineage: Eukaryota; Metazoa; Platyhelminthes; Monogenea; Polystomatidea; Polystomatidae
Source: the annotation of a GenBank genome assembly